Penicillium verhagenii is the source of this 2310-nucleotide messenger RNA. Its product is annotated as Zn(II)2Cys6 transcription factor. NCBI's taxonomy places the organism in Eukaryota, Fungi, Ascomycota, Eurotiomycetes, Eurotiales, Aspergillaceae. Gene Ontology annotation, biological process: DNA-templated transcription; regulation of DNA-templated transcription. Bases 1 to 2310 code for a protein of 769 amino acids. The transcript has 2 exons. The record is from RefSeq and is a predicted model, not a curated record. Gene Ontology annotation, molecular function: DNA binding; zinc ion binding; DNA-binding transcription factor activity, RNA polymerase II-specific.
AUGUACGAGCGACAAAGAGUAUGGCGUGCCUGUCAAGCAUGCCGUCGGAAGAAAGUCAAGUGCGAUGGAGAACAUCCUUGCCAAAGCUGUACCCGGAACCAAUCCGAGUGCGUCUUUGAGCAAUAUAAUAACAUGAGGCUAGUAGAUCCACAACAAAGAUAUACUAUUGUCGACUCGAGGCCUUUGAAACCAUCAGGGCACCCUAUCAAUAUUGUCAUUACCUUGGCGAAGCUGACUGUUCAUAGAUAUGUUAAGAAGCUUGAAAAUCGGCUCUCUCAGAUGGAGACAGAAUUGAAACAGCGUCAAUCGGAUCAAGAGAGCAGAAAUCCCAUUCUGUUAUCCGAACAGCAGUCUCGAAAUAUUCCCGUUGCGAGUUUCGAUUAUCAGAAUUCUUGUCUGCCGAUUCCCGAUGGUGCUUUAUCCGACCCGACGGAUGACUUCUUAGCACCAUCUGCCGAUACAAUCACCCCAGUACCAGCACCGCAACUAUCGAGUAUACCUCAAGAAGCUGAGAACUGUAAUUCAAGCACCCCAAUCGAACCAUCUUUUAACAAUGGUAGCCACCAGCAUGAAAAUGAAGUCGCAAUGCUUCCAGAACCCAAUACAGUUGAUGUGACUCAAUUGCAAGACCCUAUUAUGGAAUUAUUCAUCGACAUCUUCUAUCACUCUAUCUACCCAAUUUUCCCUAUAAUUCCUUACCGAAAUCUACGUGCUCAGUACGACCACUGGCGGUCUUCCCGUGGCAAAAACGAUUAUCGGGAAGGUGAUACCGAUUUUCCCGCUUUACUGUACGCAUUGCUCGCCGUGGCUGCAUCGUUGACCCCUAAACACCACGCUGUUUUCGACCAACCGGGCUUGGGUAUUUACAAAGAAAUGGAUUUGGGAGAGCUGCUUCACUCUCACGCUACAUUUCUUGCUACCAGGAGUCCAUAUCGAAGGAAUACGAGAUUUCCCAUGAAUAUUGUCAUUGCCCAAGGCCUCCUCAGUCUCUAUCUUACCGAAGCUGGGAGAGUGAAUGAUGCAUGGGUCACUGCAGGUCACGCAAUAAGAUUAUAUCAAGGACUGGAUUUUGAAGAUGUUGGAAAUGAGUCUGUCUCAGACAAAUUGCAGGAACACAAGAAGCUCUGGUGGUGUUUAUACAUUCUGGAUCGUUCCUUAUCUACAGCUCUUUUGAAACCUCUGGCCAUCGAUGAUGCAGACAGUGAUAUCGAAUCUUACGCUGAUGAGCAAGAGCCACCUCGAAGCUACGCAAAAUCCGACCCUUGGUUCUCAGUGGUCGCAGACUUCCAUGUAACAAUGGGCCGUAUAUACCGGUCUGUACGGUGUAUUCGCAAAUCUCAUCCCUCUAAAAAUGCCAAAUUGAGAGAUACUCUUCGGUCGGAGGUGAAGAGGCAUGAUGCUGAGCUGGAAAGAUAUUACAGAAAGCAGGUUUUGCCCAAGAUGGAACAGCCGGCUCAUCAGAUCGAGCCUCUUGCGCUACAAACAAUUGCAAUCUCAUCAUACUAUAUUGGAGUCGUUCUUCUUUACCGGACAUUUAUCGAGCGGUUGAAUAUCACGGAACCCACGGCUUUCCUGCGUUGUGCCGAAGCGGCUUCCAACUGCAUCAAAGUCACACCCCAGGUCAUCGCGACUGUCCCUGCUAGCCAUUUUGUUAUUCAACAGAGUCGAGCAAUAUAUGCAAGUGUGAAGGUGAUUUUGCAUUGUAUGCGUCUGGCUCGCAAUCCAAGCUUUACCAAUAAAGCCUGGUCAGAUGUUGAAAGUGGUUUUAAUAUGCUACGAAAUCUCAAAAUACAGUGGCCGGAGAUCAAGAAAUAUCAGGCUCUCACUGAGGAGGACAUGAUAUCUACGCAGAGUGACCUUGCCAAGUAUGACCUUUUUUACCAUACUUUCAGUCAAUACGGACAAGCGGAACAAGGACGGGGAGACAUAUCGCCUUUCCCUAUUGCAAGUCCCGUUCGCAAUGAAAGGCAACCUGGAGGCUCUGAUUCAGAUGUCACCCUUCAUCGUCAACCGAUAAGACAGCCUUUUGGGACAACAGACUCGACCUUGUCUCGGAGCAGCGAGUCUUCUGAUCGACAAUCGAAGCGUCGCAAAGUGACCCCCGAUUCCUUUUUCCCCUGUGAUCCUACGGCUAUAUUGCAUCUGCUGCCGAACUCUGAAGAGCCUCAAGACUAUGAGCCACCCAGCAUGGGUAUGAACGAUGACCUCUCUGAUCCACAGUCACUUUUCAUGGGUCUUACUGCAGACCCCUUUGAUGAGUCAAUGCUGCUUAGCUCCAUCGAGCAAUUUUUGUCUUACCCAAGCGAAUGA